AUCAUGCUGCUAUAAAAACACAUGCACACGUAUGUUUAUUGUGGCACUAUUCACAAUAGCAAAGACUUGGAACCAAAUUCUUUCAACUCUUUUAAGGUCCUAACUGAACAUUAUGUGUGUUUCUUAACAUUUACUAGAUCAUAAAUAUCUCAAGAUAGGGAAAUUCGUCUUAUUUAUUGCUGUGUCCUUAGCAUAUAACAUACUGCCUACCCUAUAGUGGAUACUCAAGCAAUAAUGAGGGUGCAGUGGGCACCAGUCACUUUUUCUUCCUAAAAUUAAACAUUUCUCACCUGUGUACCCCCUCAGAAUUGCUUUUCUGAAUGUACUUCAAACAGAACCUGCCAUUUUCUUAAAGCCCAUGCCUCCUUAACCAUAGCAAUUGAUCUAGGGGUGAGCAGUUGACACUGGUAUCCCACCUCCUUGGCCACAGUUGAUCGGUCCAGAGAUGGGCACCUUACCCAAACUAGGCCAAUGAGAGUACUUCCGCCAGCGUUUUGAAAUUUGUGAGAAAAAGGACCUACUAUUACCAGGUAAUCCUAUACUUAGUGGAUGGAGCCCAAAUAUAUAAUAAAAUCAAGAUUCUACUACUUCAUAUCUUGUGGGCCAUGGAUCUUAUAGGAGUCUUAAGGGGGUGUUGGUCUUGUCCUUUUCAUAGUUGCAGGCAUGGUGCAAAGGCAGGACAACCUACCUUUAUCUGCUCCUUCUAUACUACUGAUCCUACCCUAAACAUGUAGGUGUAUAAUCAGAGACAGGAAGCCAUGGCAAAUCUGGAGGGUCUGGACUUGGCUAUAUCUUAAAGAGUUACAUAUAAUCGUGGUUCAACAUUGGUGAAAUUUUCCAAAAAUUGGUGGAGAAAAGAGUGGCCAAUGCAAUUUUAUCUUUCUCUUUUCUGUUGACAUCAGGGAGAGAGAUAAGAGCUUUUAAAAUCAUAAUUAUGGGGAAAUAAUAUUUUAAAAUCUAGCUCAAGUUAAACCCAUCAGAAAAGGUAACACCUUUCAGGACCCCCAAAUGGCCACAUCUUAUCCAAUGAGGGGACACCAGCCAUAGAGUCUAUACUGCACACUUCAAAUGGUAGCCACGAGCUAUCAGGCACUUGAAAUGUGGUGAGUCCUACUUGAGACAUACUGUAAAAUACACACCAGAUUUCAAAGGCUAAGUACAAAAAAGAUGAAAAAUAUCUCAUUCACUGUUUAUAAAUACGAGUUGAAAUGCUUAUAUUUGGAUAUACUAGGUUAAAUGAAAUACAUUAUUAAAAUAAUUUCACCUAUUUCUUUUUACUUUUCUUGAUGUGACUACCAGAAAAUUUAAAAUUACAUAUGUGGUUUGCAUUAUAUUUCUAUUGAACAGCACUCAUCUGUACAUUUCCAGUGAAAUGUUUAGCAUAUGUUGAAGUUACUGCUCCUGAUGCAGUGGCUCAUUUCAGAUAUGGCCAAGUUCUUCUGUCCAAGGAAAACUAGGUUUAACCCAUUCCUGGAGAGGAAGAGACUCAAAUCUUUCUGAGCUGGGUCACUUACCUUGGUUACAUCUGUUCUCCACCUAUUCUACCAGUGCAAUGAAAUGAAAUAUUUCAAACAAAGAUAGAUACAGAAAAUAAUAUAACAAACAAACAUGUGCCCAUCACCUCACUUUGCCAAAUGUUAACAUUUUGUCAUCUUUGCUUAAUGUAUUUUACAAAAUUAAACGUUUUACAUACAGUCUGUAACCCUCCAUGGGGCUGGCAGGAAAGGGUUCUCAUUGUCAAAGUUCAAAGUAAUUGAUCAUUGAAAAAAUAAUGAUCGCAUUAAAAGGAGCCCUUAUAUAAUAGAGAUAUAUAUUGAAAUACUCAUAAAUGAAAUGAUAUCCUGUCUAGGAUUGACUUCAAACACAUCCAGCUGAUGUUACAAUCAUUGGGUGAAUUGCUGAUGUGGAAUUUGACAUUUGUAUGGUGCCAAAAUAAUAUCUCAGAAAUUUCUUUUUGAUUGCUACGGGAAAUGUUAACUUUAGAAUGGAGGUAUCAGGCUAAUCCACGGGUCAAAUUUAGUGUCACUAAGGAUGGGAUGGCCAGAUAUUAUCUACCCCUGAUAUGGCACAAUAUGAAGGACUCAGCAUCAUCUUUGAUGUAUUUUAGCCAAAAAACUUACUUAACUUGAAUCUAAUCGGAACUUAGGUAUAUUCAAUAGCAUGAGAUAUUCUACAGGACUGCAAGCCAACUUUCUUUCACUAAAUGAGUGUCAGGAAAAAAGGGACUACUCCGUACUAAAAGAGAGUGUGGGCCUAAACAACCAGAUGCAAUGUGCAGUCUUAGGUUAAAUUCUGAUUUGGACCAACUAGCUACAAAGGAUGCCUUUGAAGCAAUUAAGAAAAUUUGAGGUGCGCCCAGCCGGCGGGAGCGCGGCGGCCCGGCUCCCGCAGGGCCGCGCCGAGCCUGGCGAGCCCCUGCGACGCUCAGGCGCGGGGCGCGGCAUUUUUAUUCCGGCGACGCUUAAGGGAGCCCGGCCGCGCCCGGUGCAUUGUAGGAGCGGCCCGCGGCCCGUUUUUCGGGAGGCGGCGGAGGGCGCAAAGCGAGCCCGUGGAUCCAUAAAGAUGCCAGCCAACCCGCAGAGGUAGGGGAGGGGCUGAGCUGUGAGGAGAGCGGGGCCCAAGAACCAUGUCUAUGCGGGAGUCGUUUAACCCGAAAAGUUACGAAUUGGACAAAAGCUUCCGGCUAACCAGAUUCACUGAACUGAAGGGCACAGGCUGCAAAGUGCCCCAAGAUGUCCUGCAAAAAUUGCUGGAAUCUUUACAAGAGACCCACUUCCAAGAAGAUGAGCAGUUUCUGGGAGCCGUUACACCAAGGCUUGGCAUUGGAAUGGAUACUUGUGUCAUUCCUUUGAGGCACGGUGGGCUUUCCUUGGUUCAAACCACAGAUUACAUUUACCCGAUCGUAGACGACCCUUACAUGAUGGGCAGGAUAGCAUGUGCCAAUGUCCUCAGUGACCUCUACACAAUGGGGGUCACGGAAUGUGACAAUAUGCUGAUGCUCCUUGGAGUCGGUAAUAAAAUGACCGACAGGGAAAGGGAUAAAGUGAUGCCUCUGAUUAUCCAAGGUUUUAAAGACGCAGCUGAGGAAGCAGAAACGUCUGUAACAGGUGGCCAAACAGUACUAAACCCCUGGAUUGUCCUGGGAGGAGUUGCUACCACUGUCUGUCAGCCCAAUGAAUGUAUCAUGCCAGACAAUGCAGUGCCAGGGAACGUGUUGGUGUUGACAAAACCCCUGGGGACACAGGAGGCAAUGAUGAACAUGGCAAGGCUCAACAAGACAGCUGCAGGACUUAUGCACACGUUCAGUGCCCACCCAGCCACUGACAUCACGGGCUUCGGGAUUUGGGGCCAUGUGCAGAACCUGGUCAAGCAGCAGAGGAACGAGGUGUCGUUUGUAAUUCACAGCCUCCUGGUGCUGGCCAAGAUGACUGCGGUGAGCAAGGCCUGUGGAAACAUGUUCGGCCUCAUGCACGGGACCUGCCCAGAGACCUCAGGUGGCCUUCUGAUCUGUUUACCAUGUGAGCAAGCAGCUCGGUUCUAUGCAGAGAUAAAGUCCCCCAAAUAUGGUGAAGGCCACCAAGCAUGGAUUAUUGGGAUUGUAGACAAGGACAACCGCACAACAAGAAUGAUAGACAAACCCCGGAUCAUCGAGGUCGCACCACAAGUGGCCACUCAAAAGGUGAAUCCCACACCUGGGGCCACCUCUUAAUCUAGACAGAAAUAGUUGUUCGGUUUUGAUUUUAAAUAGAUCUGUUUCCCUUACCACUUCAAUUAAAAACAAAAAUCUCGUGUCUACACAUCGGGGUGACCUUGGGUCUGUUUGUAAGUGGAUACAAUUAAUAAAAUAAAAUCCAUUUCUUUUUUCCUGUUACAUUAACUGAAGAUGCACCUAAUCUUGAAGCAGCUUCUGAGUUGAGAAUUAUAUUGUUAUCCAAUACUGUUGAUUCAUUUUGAAUCUUUAGACACUUAUCUCUUGCUGCAUAGGCUCUUUUUAAAGGUGCUUUCACAUAGCACAGACAUUACCAGUAGUCAUGUCAAAUAGCAGUUGGUGUCUUCAUUUUAUGUAUACUUAUCAUGUAAGUCUGAUUUUUUUUUUUUAAGCGUCUUGAAUGGUUUUCUGGAGAGCCAGCACCGGUAAGUGGCACAUGAUGGUAUCCCAGUCAUAUCCCAGUCAUAGGAGGGUUGCAUGAUUCCUUUGAGUGUUUGAUUUGAAAAGCCUAGUCUUGUCUCUCAAGAGCAUCUUGAACCCAGAACAUUCUCCAGUAGUGCAUUCAGUUCAACAUGGCAAAUGCUUCACUGCAUGGAAAACCCUUUGAAGACAAAAAAGAAAUCUUAUUUCUUUUUUUGUAGCCUUCCUGAUAUUUACAGUAAUAUUAACUGUUUUAUCAAUAGCAAAAAAGGAUACUUUUUGCAAUGUAAUUAGAUGUUCUAUAGUGCUACAAGGAAUUGCCUUCCGAAUGGAGGUUCAUGUAUAAUACUCAUUUACAAUUCAAUAUGUAAUUACGCAAAUAAUUUUUAAAUAUAAUCAAUAAUAAAGACUGUUCUGUGGAUGGUAGUGUUUAAUAUAUUUUAUAUUUUGUAUAGUGAUUUCAGGCCUUUUGUUUCCUUAAAAUCAGCAGCUGUUUAGCCUAAUUCUUAGCAUUAUUUUGUCCUUUGCGCCAGUACUUUUUUGUGCACCCUUUUCGUGAUCUGUGUUAAAAACCUGCAUUGCCAACGUUGCAGCUCGAACUUAAAACUUGUUAUUCAAAUAAAUAUUUAAUUUUUUAAAUUGCUUUUGUAUAAUCAGAUGCCCCUUUUAGUAUUAUUUUAGAAGCAUUGGGAGAGUUUUGCCUAAAGUACAAUUUAUCGGGAAAAAACUAGAUUUUAGUUUUAUAAAACUUUUAAGUCUUUCAUGGGACCUAUAUUUUCUUGAAUUAAAUUUUGUAGUUCUAGAAUAAAUAGGCAACCUAAAAAGGUGUUAUUUGUGUUUCGUAAAGUGGAGGCUUCCUUAUAUUUUAACCUACUGAGCAAAGAGGAGGGAUUCCUGUCACUAAGCACAAGGGCACUGGAUCCUCGAGUGCCCACCUUCAUGAGAGAAAAAGCAGCACAUCCUGCAUGUUUCUGGUGCUUCCUGCUCACAGGCAUCAAAGCCGCACGUGUAAACUGACUUCUUGCCAAAGGAAAUGACCCCUGGGAAGAUCAAGCUCCUGGAAGAGGCUUUAACUCCGACGCGACCUCUUCUGGGAACCAGCGGGCAGGGCAGCCUUUAUGCAUGUGUAACUGGACCUCCACCCAUAAGCAUAGUGUGCAAUUUGGAAGAGCCUGCUAUGGAACUGAAAUUGGUUGGACAUUUUAUAGGAAUUGAUAUACAGAUGUUGGUCCUCAAAAGCUACAAACCAGUGGUCUGCAAAAUAAAAUGUGUUGGAAACCUCUGAGUAAAAAAAAAAAAAAAGAAAAUUUGAAUAUUGCAUUGAUAUUAGGUGAUAUUAACUGGAUCAGGUGUGCUAGUGUCAUUUUGUAUAUGUGGGAAAAUUUUUUUUAAAGAUGACUUCUAAAGUAUAUAGGAGUGGACUGUCAUGAAAUUUGUAAUGUACAUUAAAAUGCAUCAUCAUAAAAAGUGUGUUGAAAGAAAAAAGUGAAAGUAGCAAUGCAAUUCCAAGAAUAAUUUUCUAAUAUCCACUCACAAAAAUAUUAAAUUCUUUAUAUUAAACACAUGAAAAAUGACGCAAAUAUAUCUAUCUUUUAAGAUUCAUCUCAAAUUCCACCUCCUUCAUCAAGCAUUACUGAAGAGUAGGAAGCUUGUUUACUACUUUUUUUAUCCACUGGGUUGCUCGCUCCAUAAGCAGAGACUUCUAUCUCGAUCUUUAUAUUUUCAGCUUGUAACUGAGUCUGGUAAAGAAUAAGAACUCAAUAAAUAUUUGUGAAUAAAUAGGUGAAUAUUUCCACAUGGUAUUAUAAUUAUAUCUUUAUAUGUCUAUGUCCCCCACCAAACAUAGUGUUGUACCGCUAGGAAAGAACAAAGUUUAAGAAAUUUUCUUAAACCUCUCUUUCUUACCCUUCCCUGACCCUC
Chlorocebus sabaeus (green monkey) is the source of this 6049-nucleotide messenger RNA. The record is from RefSeq and is a predicted model, not a curated record. NCBI's taxonomy places the organism in Eukaryota, Metazoa, Chordata, Mammalia, Primates, Cercopithecidae.